AUGGUUCCGCCUGCGGCACAGCCCAGCUUUUUAUUGGACCCGCGGAACGGACCAGGGACGGACACCGCAGAACGAACGGAGCACUCCCGCCCCCGCCCGGCACGGCCCAGCCAAGAGCCCCUUGCCCGGCACGGCCCAGCCAAGAGCCCCCCUGCCCAGUACGGCCCAGCCAAGAGCCCCCCUGCCCAGUACGGCCCAGCCAAGAGCCCCCCUGCCCAGUACGGCCCAGCCAAGAGCCCCCCUGCCCAGUACGGCCCAGCCAAGAGCCCCCCUGCCCAGUACGGCCCAGCCAAGAGCCCCCCUGCCCAGUACGGCCCAGCCAAGAGCCCCCCUGCCCAGUACGGCCCAGCCAAGAGCCCCCCUGCCCAACCAGCAAAGAUCCCCUCUGCCCAGUACGGCCCAGCCAAGAGCCCCCCUGCCCGGCACGGCCCAGCCAAGAGCCCCCCUGCCCAGUACGGCCCAGCAAAGAGCCCCCCUGCCCAGUACGGCCCAGCCAAGAGCCCCCCUGCCCGGCACGGCCCAGCCAAGAGCCCCCCUGCCCGGCACGGCCCAGCCAAGAGCCCCCCUGCCCGGCACGGCCCAGCCAAGAGCCCCCCUGCCCGGCACGGCCCAGCAAGGAUCCCCUUAGCCCCCUACAACCAUCAGCCACACUGGGUAUGGGUCUGUGGGUCUAUCUGUGGAUCUAUUGUCCAUCCACGGUCAUGGGUCACUUCCUAA
Messenger RNA from Dryobates pubescens (Downy woodpecker), 717 nucleotides. RefSeq lists its product as uncharacterized. Lineage: Eukaryota; Metazoa; Chordata; Aves; Piciformes; Picidae. Bases 1 to 717 code for a protein of 238 amino acids. The record is from RefSeq and is a predicted model, not a curated record. The transcript is spliced from 2 exons.